AUGGCGUACUUGCCGGAAAUUGUAUACGGAACCCUUGUAAGGGGACUGCUGCGCAGGGCGAAGUAUGGCAGGGGACUUGCUCUCCUGGGCCGUUACGGUAGCCAUGAAGGCCUGCCCAAAACCCUGAAACGCCUGCCUAACGGGGCGCUAGUGAAGCUUGGAGGGCCAAUCACCCACCAAGCGAAUAGACGAGAUUACAGAAACCAUAGGAAAGGGAGUAGGUUUUAUACUGACCCCACAAGCGGCCAAAUCACUCAUAGGCUGGAAUCCAGUAUCAUCCAGAAUCAUUACGGUCAGAUUCCACACCAAGAUCGAAAAAGCCACCUUCAUCCAGUGCUAUGCACCUACAAACCAAACGAAGCUGACAAAGAUGCAAAAGCUGCUUUGUAUGAGAGGUUACCGGGUGUCAUAGAUGGAGUAGCCAGGAAAGAUCUGCCACUGUUGCUAGGAGAUCUUAACGCCAAACUGGGGAGUGAUAACACCAGUUUUGAAACAGUUAUGGGAAAAUAUGGUAUUGGGAAAAUAAACGAGAAUGGAGAGCUGUUUGCUGACUUCUGUUCCUUUAACAAGCUAGUCGUUGGAGGUAGUAUUUUUCCCCACAAGAAGGUACAUAAGACAACAUGGGUUUCUCCCGACAUUAAAACUGAUAACCAGAUUGACUCCAUCUGUAUAGCAUCAAAGUUCAGAAGGUCUUUGUUGGAUGUCAGAGUAAAGAUAGGGGCAGAUGUGGCUUCUGACCACCACGUUCUUGUGGGCAGAUGUCGCCUGAAGCUGAAAUACUAUCAUAUGACUUGCUCACAGAAGACAAGCCACAAGUACAACAUCGAGAUGCUAAAGGAUGGGGAAACAAAGAACUGGUUCCAGCUUACCUUGUCCAAUAAGUACCAAGCACUCGCAAGUCUCCGAGAAAGCGAGCAGCAUCCAAGGGAAGAGGAGAGCAAUACAGUAGUCAACCAAGUGUGGCAGAGAAUGAAAAAAGCUUGGAGGGAGACUUGCGAGGAUACAUUGGGAAGGAAGUCUAAACAGCAUAAGGCCCAUGUCAGCACAGAUACUCUGAAGAAGUGAGAAGCUAGAAAGGAGGAGAAGGAUGUGUUGAACCGGACGUAGGAGAAUAAGAGCCAAGACAGCGGAAGCCAGGACCAGAUACAAACGACGGCGGGAUGAGCAGGUUGGGUUUCGGAAGGAAAUGUCAUGUACAGAUCACAUUGCUACCUUUAAAAUCAUCCUGGAGCAGUCGCACUAGUGAAACUCUUCCCUUUACACGACCUUCGUCGACUUCGAGAAGGCAUUCGAAAGUGUCGACAGGGAAGUGUUGUGGAAACUAUUUCGUCACUACCGCAUCCCUGAAAAGAACAUCACCCUUAUACAGAAGACCUACGACAACUGCACCUGCAGAGUCAUCCACAAUGGAGUCCUUUCAGAACUGAUUGAGAUGCUCACCGGAGUACGCCAGGGAUGUCACGGUUGUCGCCCUUUCUGUUCUUGCUGGUCAUUGACUGGAUAAUGAGACAGACGACAGAGAAACAUCCCGAUGGCAUACAGUGGACCCUCAUGACUAGAAGAUUUACA
Messenger RNA from Orbicella faveolata, 1569 nucleotides. RefSeq names its product craniofacial development protein 2-like. Lineage: Eukaryota; Metazoa; Cnidaria; Anthozoa; Scleractinia; Merulinidae. The record is from RefSeq and is a predicted model, not a curated record.